AUGUCGUCGCCGCCUUCUCGGUGCUUGGCAAAAACUGCUUUUGCCGCGAGUCGUCGUCGCGUUCCUGCCGCUGCUGCUGAUGGUUUCUCAUCUUCUUUUUCUAAAAGUCGUCGUCACCAUCAUCAUCAUAAUCAUCAUCAUCAUCGAGGAAAGACGAAUAAUAAUACCGUUAUUCUGAUGAUGAAAGCGAACGGCGGCUCUUCUUCUUCGUUCUUUUUUUCUUCCAACGCCAAGCCUGCGGCGACGACGACGACGACGGUCGGAGAAGAUGAUGAUGAAGAAGAACAUCGAGAAAACGAAGAGACGAAAGAGAAGAAACCAAAACCACCACACUUUGACGGAAGAAACUUUCGCAAGAAACGAGAAGAAGUGGACGACUAUAAACUCGUCACCGAGGAAGAGAAAACACGUUUGAGAGAAAAAGUGAUCAAUCACUUAUGGCUCGCCCCGCUGACGAAAGGAGGCAACUUACCGUUUCGACGACUGUGCGCGACGUUCGAGGCAAAAGUCCUCGUGUCGGAGAUGUCCUACGCGAGAUUCUUAAAUCGAGGGAACCCGGUGGAGAAAACGCACUUACGGCGACACGACUCGGAGGAGAUUUUUGGUGCUCAAAUCGCGACGAAUAUCAUCGAAGAAGGCGUUCGGUCGGCGAGGAUGGCGUAUGAAUUCAACGCGGAUUUCGUGGAUUUAAAUUGCGGGUGUCCAACUCACGAAGUCACGAAGAGAGGUUUAGGUGCGCGAUUGUUGAGGAAACCGGCAAAGCUGGCGAAGUUGGUCGAAGGUUUAGCAAACGGGUCGCCUUUACCGUUAUCGGUGAAAAUUAGACUCGGCGUAGAAGACGAUAAACCGGCUUUGAAGUUAGCGGAGGAGAUUGAAAACGCGGGUGCGAGCGUAUUAAUCGUUCACGGACGAACGAAAGAGCAGCGAUACACGAAAAGUGCAAAUUGGAAUUUGAUUGGCGAGAUUAAAAGCCGAAGUAAGAUUCCAAUUAUAGGGAACGGAGACAUUUUAACGUGGUACGAGGCGAGAGAUAAAAUGGCCUUGUCUGGAGUCGACGGCGCGAUGACUGGGCGCGGCGCGCUCAUAAAACCGUGGAUAUUUAAAGAGUUUUACACAAACACGUCGAUUGAAUUCACCGCGAAAGAAAGGAUAGAGCUCGUGUAUUUCAAAUUGACGACGUUCAUGAAGGAAUAUUUCGGCGCCGAUGCGAUUGGAAAGAAGAGAUUUGAUUUAUUCAUGCCUUGGCACAUUGGUUUCUUCUGCAGAUAUCGCCCUCUCGACGAAGCCGUGUACAGAGAAAAGGCAAAAUUGAACCCUUUGUUACAAACGCGAUUAGAUAUAGCCUUAGAAAACGAAGGGAGGAUUGAAGAUUUAGAACCACUCGAACGUCUUUUACGGUGCGUAUCCGAGGAAGCGCACGCGGACAUCGCAGAGAUUUUAUUCCAAAGCGAAACGAGCGAGGAUGCGAUUGAAAAGUUGACGCGAGUUGCGGAGUCGUCGAAAUUAGCCGAAUACGAGCUGAGCGUUUCUUCUUCCUCCUCCUCCUCGUCGGGAAGAGAGAGUAGCGGAGAUGUGGACGAUAUGCGCGGAUAG
Bathycoccus prasinos is the source of this 1593-nucleotide messenger RNA. Its product is annotated as TIM-barrel protein, nifR3 family. The record is from RefSeq and is a predicted model, not a curated record. The transcript has a single exon. Lineage: Eukaryota; Viridiplantae; Chlorophyta; Mamiellophyceae; Mamiellales; Bathycoccaceae. Gene Ontology annotation, biological process: tRNA processing. The coding region runs from base 1 to 1593 and encodes 530 amino acids. Gene Ontology annotation, molecular function: flavin adenine dinucleotide binding; RNA binding; tRNA dihydrouridine synthase activity.